Messenger RNA from Stylonychia lemnae, 1470 nucleotides. NCBI's taxonomy places the organism in Eukaryota, Ciliophora, Spirotrichea, Sporadotrichida, Oxytrichidae. The record is from the annotation of a GenBank genome assembly.
AUGGCUAAGAAAAUUGCUUAGUAAAAGCAGCCAGCCCCAGAUAAGCAAAAAGGCCAUCAACAUCCAGCCUUGAACCACCCACUCUUCCAGCAGUUUGUAUUUAAAGACUAGAGUGUGUUCCCAGACUCUAUUAAGGUCAUUGAUGUGCAAAAAAUAAAGGAUGAAAUCGAAUCAAAAAACAAGAAAAUAAUAAAUAAAAUUAGCUUUGAUGUCAAGUAUUUCUUAUUUGCCAUCGUACAAAUCAUAUUUGUAAAUCUCCUCAUCUUUAAAUAGAACUAUGAGUAUAUAAACUUUGACUUGGUUAUAUUUUCUGCACUAAUGCUUGGUAGAACUAUAUACCUAAAGAUUAUAGCUCACAAUUCGUAUUUGGGUAUAUAAGUUCGUAAUAAUCAGGCAAAUCGACAUGUAAUGCUAAAUAUGAUAAUGCUUGUUCUUAUGAUAAUUCAAAUCAUUGUAGUUUGGAGAUUAUUCAUUGGAAAUAACUUCCACAAUUUUAUAUGUCUAUUCUAUCCGAUAAUGUUUGAACUGCUGCUAUUUGGAAUACAGACUAAGUACGCUUUGAUAGACUAGCCAAAUCAAUCUGAUUGUGCCAGUAAUCAGCGAUACUCAUCUUCUAUUCAUGAAUUUCAGCACCUUGUCAAAGCUAUUGUCUUCCAAUCCUUUGAAUUAGCUUAUUUCACAGGAUUUAUCACAGUUAAAUUUAUCCCAUAGGACUUGGUCAUUUACUUCGAUAGCUUCUCAGUGUACAUAUUUACCCUUUUCCUAUGGAUAAACUCUGUUACCAUACUUUUCAGUCAUUACCUACAAAUGAGAUGUAUUGAGCUUCAGUUUAAUGCUCAACUCUUAGGCAAGUGGACCUCAAUAAAGAAAGUUUCAAGUCUUCCAGCAACUCAAAGCAAUAAUAUCUCUCAAGAAAGCUCAUCCAUUGACGAUCUUAAAAAAACCUCAACUAUCAGUAAAGGAGAAAGAUAAUCAGCAGAGAGUAGUAAAGCCAAUCUGCUUACUCAUACAAUAUAAUUAAAUACAAAUGAUUUAACAAGUAACCCUAGUAACACAACAGCUAAUGCAUAAGGUAAUAACUAGAUUAGCAGCAUUAUUACCACUGUAGAUUAGUUGAACUUGCCAAGUUGGAACUAAGUUUAGAGCUAUCAUAAGGAUUAAGUAAUUAGCUACAAAAAGAAAGCCUAUUAGGCAGUAUCAGAUAUUGGAAACUUUUCCAAGCCUGAUGAUUUGUUCUCUCUUGCAAUUUAUGAGACAUUCAAUCAACCUAGUAGAACUUUCAUUGGUAUUCACUCCAUCUAUGGCAUGGGAGUGUUACUCUACACAUUAUUUGCUCUAGCACAGAGAAUUCAGCUAUAUCUCUAUCUUGGAUAGUUAGUAGCAAGCUAUCUCAUGAUGCUUAACAGUUUCAAGUUUUCGAAGAAUGUGACUAGAAAAUAUGCUUUCAUCAAUCAGCUUUCUGCAGUUUGA